AUGCGUCUCGCCCGCCGCCUCCUUAUGGCCACGCCGGCCUCAAUCGGCUCCAAAUCGAGUCUCUCCGAGGCUCUCGCUCUUCUCCCACCGUUGCAGCUGUACCGCCGCAUCCUCCGCGUCCACCGCAAGCUUGACCCGCAAAUGCGUGUGCUCGGCGAUUCAUACGUGAGAAAAGAGUUCCGGGCGCACCGGACCGCAGAGAACCCGUUGCACAUCAUCGGAUUCUUGACAGAGUGGCAGCUCUACGCGCAAAAGUUGGAAGGUGAUAAUUGGGCCGGUGACAAGCUGGACGAGGCCAAGUUGAACAAGAUGAGCGAUCAACAGAUCGGACAGCUCUAUGAGCUAAUGCAGGCUAUCCGGCACGAGGGCGAGGGUGAGGGCGAAGGUGGAGGUGAGAAGCAAUGA
This is a messenger RNA of Penicillium maclennaniae, 405 nucleotides long. Its product is annotated as succinate dehydrogenase assembly factor 3. Bases 1 to 405 code for a protein of 134 amino acids. Lineage: Eukaryota; Fungi; Ascomycota; Eurotiomycetes; Eurotiales; Aspergillaceae. Gene Ontology annotation, cellular component: mitochondrial intermembrane space; mitochondrion. Gene Ontology annotation, biological process: succinate metabolic process; mitochondrial respiratory chain complex II assembly. The transcript is spliced from 3 exons. The record is from RefSeq and is a predicted model, not a curated record.